AUGGCGGCUUCACCUCUAGAAUCGGGCCUGAUCGUGUCAAAAAUAUUGAGAAAGUCUGAAGCUGAUCGGACCAAAGAUGAACAGGAAAUGCUCCAGCAGUGUGAAGAUACUGUACAAGAGAUGAAACUGCGGAAAAGUAAACGUGACGUUCUCAAAAGAAAACAGGAAGAGGUGUUAGAUGAUCCAGAUGAAUUAAAAAGGAAAGUGAAAUUGUUGAGUGCUGCAGUGCGGGAAGCCAAGCAUAUGGUGAUAUAUACUGGUGCAGGCAUCAGUACGGCUGCAUCCAUCCCAGAUUACAGAGGGCCAAAUGGAGUGUGGACAUUGCUACAAAAAGGAAGGAUUGUGAGUGCAACAGAUUUAAGUGAAGCAGAGCCCACUUUGACUCAUAUGUGUAUUACAAAAUUAUACGAGGAAAAACUGGUAAACCAUGUGGUUUCUCAAAACUGUGAUGGAUUGCAUCUAAGAAGUGGACUACCUCGACAUGCCUUAUCAGAGCUUCAUGGCAAUAUGUACAUUGAGGUUUGCACUAACUGCUCUUCUUUGAGAGAGUACAUUCGUUUAUUUGACGUAACUGAGCGCACUACACUGCAUAGGCAUGGUACUGGAAGACUGUGCCACAAAUGCAAAGGAGAGCUGAGGGACACUAUUGUCCAUUUUGGAGAAAGAGGUACACUGGAACAGCCACUAAACUGGAAGGGAGCACAGGCAGCAGCACAGAAAGCAGAUGUCAUCCUUUGUCUCGGUUCAAGUUUAAAGGUGUUAAAGAAGUAUGCUUGCCUGUGGUGUAUGAACAGACCACCAAAUAAAAGACCGAAGCUCUACAUUGUUAAUUUGCAGUGGACACCAAAAGAUGACCUUGCAGCACUCAAGAUUCAUGGAAAAUGUGAUGAUGUCUUAAAGCUGCUCAUGGAAGAGCUCAACCUUGAAGUUCCAGUCUAUGACAAAGCAAAAGACCCCAUUUUUGGCAUGUCUACUUCACUGAGAACUGAAGAAGCUGAAAGUCACAGUCGUAAACUGAUAGCACCACCCAAAGUAUCAGAAGUUCUCAAUCAAGAUCAAGAGUCAAGAGAAGGAAGCACAUCUGUGUUGGGGGGGUGGUUUGGACGUGGUUGUUCCAAAGGAAGGAAGAAAAAGAGAUGACUUAAGUUUACAUAAAUUCAAAUGCUGUUAUUUGGCAAUUGUUACGAAAACUUGAAGUAGUCAAAUUGUGCUGACAAACCUUAAUUCCACACAGGCCUGUGAUAAUGAAGAUCCUGUCAGCAUGAUUGUAUUUACUAUAAGAGGCACAUUAUAUGAGGGUUGCCCAGAAAGUUUUACAGUACAGGUUUUGUUUUUAUAUUGCUAGCAGUUCAUUAUAGAGUUAUUUAAUUACACACAUUUAACUAGGUAUAUUUGAUGUCCUCCUCAUUUCUCUACACCAUCUUGUGAAGUUCAGCUUGCUUGAUCCAUGUAUUUCUUUCCUGUACCAGUCAGAAUCCUGAAUUCAUAGCCACUUCUUGUGAAUUCUUCUUAAUUUUUUCCCAUGAACGUUUGAGGCAUCCACCCAGGAAGAAUUAAAUUUUUUGGACAGUCAUUACAGACUCUUUAUCUGUGACAUGAGAAAUGCACAGCCUCACAUGACACUACAAGAGGCAGCUUUCAGGGCUGGAGUCACAUUAACCAACCAUGGUUUUCCUGUUAACUUUGCUGGAAUUAUAGAAAGUAUGGCAACUUUAUGGGCAACCUUCAUUUGUAAAGAAAAUAAUGCACCUUAAAAUUUCCUCAGGUAUUCUUAACAAGAAAAAAAAACUUGAGAAAUUGAAAGUAUAUAGCAAUUAGCGACACAUUGAAAAUAUGCUUCAGUGAAUUUACUUGUAAUGUAAAGAAGUUGUGGACCUGCUAUACAAGCAGAUUAAUGUAAUUUAAAAUGAUGUGUCAGUUUAUUUGUUGGAAAAAAAAUAGUAAUUGUCUAUUCUUUAAAUUACAUUGAAAUUGCACUGGUGGAAAAAAAAAAAAAAAAAGGUUGUGUCCUGCCUAGAUGUUAAACAUAUUUGCAGCUUUUUUAUGUGAACAUUAUUCAGGCUAUUGCAUUUGUAUUCAGGCAUCCAUGUUUUUUAUUUAUUAAAUAUUUCAUGAUAUCCCUGUACCUUUUAAUAUAACAAUAAGAAGCUGCAGUAUUUCUAUUUGUUUAUUUCUUGAAUACUUGAUUUAGUACUACUGUAUGCCUAAAAAUGCACUCACUAAUUUAAGACAAAAUGGCAGCAUGAUGCCAUAAUAGGUGAUGCUGCCAUCUUACUGCUCCCAAGAUAUGGCCUGAUCUCUGGCAGUGGUGCUUUUGCAUGAAGUUUUCAUCUUUUCCUUUGGUUACUUGUAUUUCAUCCCACAGUCCAGUGACAGAUUGAAGGGCUGCCUGGUGCCUGUAGAUUGAUUUGGUGUGGCUGUUUGGGCUGUGCAGUGAAGAGGAGCCUUGGUCAGGGUUAGAUCCUGCCUCGUGCCUUUAG
Polypterus senegalus (gray bichir) is the source of this 2480-nucleotide messenger RNA. It is a transcript of the gene sirt7, whose product is annotated as sirtuin 7. The record is from RefSeq and is a predicted model, not a curated record. NCBI's taxonomy places the organism in Eukaryota, Metazoa, Chordata, Cladistia, Polypteriformes, Polypteridae. The transcript has 10 exons. Bases 1 to 1140 code for a protein of 379 amino acids. Gene Ontology annotation, molecular function: NAD+ binding.